Drosophila albomicans is the source of this 1400-nucleotide messenger RNA. RefSeq names its product serine protease inhibitor 42Dd. Lineage: Eukaryota; Metazoa; Arthropoda; Insecta; Diptera; Drosophilidae. The record is from RefSeq and is a predicted model, not a curated record. The transcript is spliced from 4 exons. The coding region runs from base 139 to 1311 and encodes 390 amino acids. Gene Ontology annotation, molecular function: serine-type endopeptidase inhibitor activity.
GUGUGGAGGGAGCUGCUUGAAAUGCAAAGCGCAUUGCGCAGCCGCGUCGUGAUUCUUGCGCUCGAUUCCUGGCGCAGCUAUAAAUGACAGCCUCUGCAGCCUUUUCACUUUUAGUCUCAAGGUGUCAACGCAGGCGCAAUGAACAACCACCACUGGCUGAGCUUUCUGCUGCUGCAGCUGCUGCCACUGCUCUGUGUGGCAAACACCAUCAAGGAACGCAAUUUGUUUGCCACCGAACUCUUUCAGACCCUGGCCACCGAUCGUCAGGAUGAGAAUGUGAUCAUCUCGCCCAUAUCCGUGCAACUCGCCCUGGGUCUCGCCUACUACGGCGCGGAGGGCAAGACGGCCUCCGAGUUGCAGAAGACGUUGCAUGCCUCGGCGCAGGAGAGCAAAGAUGGGCUGGCCGAGAGCUACCAUCGACUGCUGCACUCAUAUAUCAAAUCGAAGACGGUGCUGGAGAUCGCCAACAAAGUGUACACACGCGAGAAUCUCAAGGUGGCGCCACACUUUCGCGAUGUGGCCGAAAAGUACUUUGACUCCGAGGUGGAGAGCAUGAACUUUGAGCAGGAAUCAGAGGCGGUGCAACGCAUCAACGACUGGGUGAAACACAAGACGCAGGAAAAGAUCGAGCAUGUGGUCGAUAAGUUGGAGCCCGAUACGAAUGUGGCACUCAUCAAUGCCAUCUACUUUAAGGCACGCUGGGCACGUCCUUUCAAUGACGAUGACACCAAGGAUCGCGACUUCUGGUUGAGUGAGGACAAAGCUGUGCAGGUGCCCACAAUGUUUGCCGAUAAUUGGUAUUAUUAUGCCGACUAUCCGGAGUUGGAUGCCAAGGCAAUUGAGUUGUUCUUCGAGAACAUCAACUUGACCAUGUGGUUCAUUCUGCCCAACAAGCGCAGCGGUCUCCAGCAGCUGGAACAGCAACUCAAGGGCGUGGACUUCAAGCUGCUCGAGGAGCGCUGGCAAUGGCAAAGUGUCGCCGUCUAUUUGCCCAAGUUCAAGUUUGAGUUCGACACCGAUCUGAAGCCCACACUCAAUAAGUUGGGCAUCAAUGCCAUGUUCUCGGCGGGAGCUGACUUUAGCAACAUCUUCGAAGAGUCGCCUAUUGGCACUCGCAUCACCAAAUUGCAGCACAAGACCUUCAUCGAUGUUAAUGAGAUUGGCUGCGAGGCAGCAGGCAUCAGCUAUGCUGCUGGUGUUCCCAUGUCGUUGCCAUUGGAUCCCAAGACUUUUGUGGCCGAUCAUCCAUUUGUGUUCAUCAUUCGCGAUCAGCAUGCGGUUUAUUUCACGGGUCACAUUGUCAAGUUCUAGGCUAAGCACAACAUUCAUUUAUUCUCACACUUCAAUUAUAUAAUCAUAAUUUGAAAGCAUUUUAAUAAAUUCCAAUUAUUCGAUACUUA